This is a messenger RNA of Botrytis byssoidea, 2517 nucleotides long. RefSeq lists its product as uncharacterized. Gene Ontology annotation, cellular component: ESCRT I complex. NCBI's taxonomy places the organism in Eukaryota, Fungi, Ascomycota, Leotiomycetes, Helotiales, Sclerotiniaceae. The transcript is spliced from 2 exons. The record is from RefSeq and is a predicted model, not a curated record. The coding region runs from base 131 to 913 and encodes 260 amino acids. Gene Ontology annotation, biological process: protein targeting to vacuole; ubiquitin-dependent protein catabolic process via the multivesicular body sorting pathway; protein targeting to membrane.
GUUCCUUACACUAAGUCUUAAACUUUCGACGUCUAGUUUACCCAUGCAUCGAAACAAAUAAUCAAAUCGAAUACAUAAUAUACAAUUCAAUCUUUCAAAUAUCUGGCAAUUUGAAGACCAAUCCUCAAUAAUGUCUUCCUCGCCGUCUCCAUAUCCUACUUCAAGCUACACCCCUCAUCGAAAUUCUCAAUCCUACUCUGGUAUAGAUCCAAAUGCACCACCACCACCACCGCCUAAACCAAAUUCCCGAGAUGUGAGUCGUCAAGGCACACCUGCGGGAACUGGAAAUCAAUCAUUUUCUAGACCUGGAGAACCAUCAGUGCAAUACGAAGGAAGACAAGAAAAUGUUCCACGAGAACAACUACAGCAAAUACAAGAUCCGGGAGAUCAAUGGCUUCCGAAAAUAUUGAUGGAUAAAUCGAAACAAGACCUCGCAUACGCACUAUCCAACCCUGCCCUUCUAGCCGCUCUCACACAUUCAACAGCUACCGCACACCCAUCCAUUUCCACAUCACAAGAACCAUUAAAAUCUGCAUUGGAUGACAAUAUCGCAUUAGCGACUCAUCUAUUGGAACUUGAGUCUCGACUUGAUCACCUGCGCUCCUCAACACAAGCUCAAUUAUUAUCCACACAUGCAUUGGAACGUCAAUGGAAACAAAAACAGUCCGAGAUGGAUAGAACUUUAGCUCCCUUCUCACCGAGCUCAUUAUAUCAAAGACUAGGACAAGGUGUUCAGGAACAAGAAAUGAUGUGUAGGGCAAUGGAAGAAAGUUUUCUGGAGGGUGACGGAGUUGCUACGGAAAGGGAAGCUAGUGAUUGGGUUAGAAAGUAUAGGGAAUCGAAAAAAGUUUAUUACUCCAGGAGGGAAAGGAAAGAUAGGUGGGAUGAAGGAAGAGUUGGGGGUUGGAGAUGAUAUGGAGGUUCUUAACAUAUCAUUUACUCGGAGUCUCGAGCGACGGAUAUUUACUUACAACUUGCGACGAAACGACCAUCUGGAUAUACAACAGGACCAUAGCAGUCGGUGAUCAUUGAGGUACUAUAUUGCAAGCUACAUAAUGUCACUAGUAGAGUGAUCCAAAAAUGUAGUACAGCACCGGUAAUAAAGGCAUGGAGACGUCGGGUGUGGUAUAAGAGGCUGGAGAUGAAAGGGCAGUAUAUUUCCUGGCAAGAGACUACGGAUGUUAGAAUAGGGAACACGAGACGAUAAAUGAAUACCGGCAUACAAGAACGUCAUGGUUUGGUAACGUUUGUGUACAAAUUCUCGGUUGGCUUCCACGAAAUUUUACAAGUGACGAGUUAUGAAACAUAGUUUGUGCCACCGGUCGAAUGAAGGCGAUUGAGAAAAGUAUAAUAUAUCGAUACAGUGUGCACAGGAUAGAAAUCGUGGGGCCGUGGGGAUUUAAAGAUGGGCGUGGAGAAUUAGAGGGGAAUGGGGAAGUGGACCUACCCGGUCUUGGAUAAAAGACAUUAAUCAAUCCAAUAACGCAAUAUCGGCAAUCAUCCACACUUCCCCGGCUUCUUCAAGAACCAAGAUUUAUUACCUCUAGUUUUGUACGACUGAUUGGAGAGCUUGAAGAUAGCCAAGCAAAUUCGAAUGUUGGUAAAGGUCCGAAUAGAUGCGGUGGUUGACCAAUUAAAGACAAGAAAUGCAACUACCGGGAGAGGGGAGAGAUUGGUGAGAUGGCAUCUUGUGUUACAUGCUUGGGAUAAAGAUGGAUGCGGCGAAACUCUAUCUCUCUUGAAGGUAUUUUGUGGUAUGAUUUGUGGUAUGAAAAGUAUCAAAGGCGCAGUACGAGGGUAGAUUAUGCAAUGUAAACGUGUGAAUCGGACGGGUAUUUCCGUUCUCACUAGAGAUUUUGCCUGAAUUCUUAGUGGGUGGUCGGUGUCUUCUUCAAGAUUUGCCAAAGUGGUUUAUGGUGUUACGUCUUUCUGGGAGGAGGGGAGGGGGUUUUCUCAUGCAGUUGGGCCUGCUUUGGUUGGGGAAGCACAACAGCAGAUAGAUUAGAUUACUUCUUGGGAGAUCCCGAGGUAUUGUAACAUUAACUAUAGCUGUAGCUGUAGCUGUAAGCACGCGAUUAAUAGAUGGGUUUGAUGAUUGGGGAAUUAGGCUUUGGCGAGUUGACUUGACUCGGUGGGAUGGUGUGCUGUGCUUUGCUUUGAUGUGUUGUAUGUGUUGUGAUGUGUUGUGUUGUGCUGUGUGUAGGGUUAGGUUAGAUGGAUGGAUAGAUGAAUACGAGAUUGAAGCGGUCGGUCGGUCGUUCGGUCGGUCAUUUGUUAGGUUCCGGCUGCACCGGAUGGGAUGAGAUGAGAUGGGAUGAUUCGGAUUGAUUGAUUGAUCACGGUGUGCUGUUGAUACGAGGUGGAGAUGAAGAUGGAAGGCUGUUUGAGAGAGAUGGUGUAGAUGAUGCGUUACAGUUUAUGCAUGGUGGGUUUGUGGUUGUGAUUGUGGUGUUGGUUUUUUUAUGAAAGAGUUUUGAUUUCGAUUUUGUUCUUGUUUUUGAGUAUUUGGUUUUGUUU